GGCAUUCCCAGGCGGACGGGCCGGGCCGGCGCGCGGGCGCAGGCAGGGACUAGGCGCGGGCGCCCUCCCGGCCGGCGGCGGCAGCCGGUGCAGACCCCUCCGAGGACCCUGCGGCGGCAACCGCCCCUUCUGACCAUUCAGCUGCUGCUUACUGAGCACAUACUGUGUGCCAGGCACUUUCAUCAGCCCUUUUCCAGAUGAGGAAAUGAAGGCUUGCCAGGCUGGUCAGCUGUUCUCUCUAGGUCCUGCUAAAGGGUCAUCUUCCAGAGUCCCCACAUCCCGACUCAGGAGAACUGGCGCUGCCACCCUGUGCUAAGGCCUGUCUCACUGCACCCGGAACCAUGAGCGAAGCCCGGAGAGACAGUACUAGCAGUCUGCAACGCAAGAAACCCCCGUGGCUCAAGUUGGACAUCCCAGCUGUGGUGCCCCCAGCAGCAGAAGAGCCCAGCUUCCUGCAGCCCCUGCGGCGACAGGCUUUCCUGCGGAGUGUGAGUAUGCCGGCUGAGACAGCCCGUGUCCCGUCACCCCACCAUGAGCCUCGGCGGCUGGCGCUGCAGCGUCAGACAUCCAUCACGCAGACCAUCCGCAGGGCACACACCCUCCUUUCUCCCUACUCUAACACCCUGGCUCCUCGUAGCCGGCAGGUACGCUUUGGGCGUGUUCAUACUCUGCCUCUUUUGAGGCCCCGGGCUGCUCGCAAGGCCCACCCACAGCGCCAGUCUCUCUCUUGGUCCUUGCUCAGGGGGACAGCUGACUGGUUUGGAGUGAGCAAGGACAGUGACAGCACCCAGAAGUGGCAGCGUAAGAGCAUCCGUCACUGCAGCCAGCGAUAUGGGAAGCUAAAGCCACAGGUCAUCCGGGAGCUGGACCUGCCCAGCCAGGACAAUGUGUCGCUGACCAGCACUGAGACACCGCCUCCACUCUAUGUGGGGCCAUGCCAGCUGGGAAUGCAGAAGAUCAUAGACCCUCUGGCCCGAGGCCGGGCCUUCCGCAUGGCCGAUGACACCGCCGAUGGCCUGAGUGCCCCCCACACUCCCGUCACACCAGGUGCUGCCUCCCUCUGUUCCUUCUCCAGCUCCCGCUCAGGUUUCAACCGGCUCCCUCGGCGUCGCAAACGUGAAUCCGUGGCCAAGAUGAGCUUCCGGGCCGCUGCAGCGCUGGUGAAGGGUCGGUCUAUUAGGGAUGGCACUUUACGAAGGGGACAGCGUCGGAGCUUUACUCCUGCCAGCUUCCUGGAGGAAGACAUGGUGGACUUCCCUGAUGAGCUGGAUACAUCUUUCUUUGCCCGGGAAGGUGUCCUCCAUGAGGAGCUGUCCACGUACCCAGAUGAGGUGUUUGAGUCCCCAUCAGAAGCAGCGCUCAAGGACUGGGAGAAAGCCCCGGAUCAGGCAGACCUUACGGGUGGGGCCCUGGACCGCAGCGAGCUCGAGCGAAGCCACUUGAUGUUACCCCUGGAACGAGGCUGGAGGAAGCAGAAGGAAGGCGGCACGCUAGCCCCGCAGCCCAAGGUGCGGCUUCGCCAGGAGGUGGUCAGUGCGGCUGGCCCCAGGAGGGGUCAGCGUAUCGCUGUGCCAGUGCGCAAGCUCUUCGCCCGGGAAAAACGGCCGUAUGGUCUGGGGAUGGUGGGACGGCUCACCAACCGCACGUACCGGAAACGGAUUGACAGCUACGUCAAGCGGCAGAUAGAAGACAUGGAUGAUCACAGGCCCUUCUUCACUUACUGGCUCACCUUCGUGCACUCCCUGGUCACCAUUCUGGCUGUGUGUAUCUACGGCAUCGCGCCUGUGGGCUUCUCGCAGCACGAGACGGUGGACUCGGUACUUCGGAAGCGGGGUGUCUAUGAGAAUGUCAAAUACGUCCAGCAGGAGAACUUCUGGAUUGGCCCCAGCUCGGAGGCCCUCAUUCACCUGGGUGCCAAGUUCUCCCCCUGCAUGCGCCAGGACCCACAGGUGCACAACUUUAUCCUUGCUGCCCGGGAGCGUGAAAAGCACUCAGCCUGCUGUGUGCGCAAUGACCGGUCUGGCUGUGUGCAGACGUCGAAGGAGGAGUGCUCGUCUACGUUGGCAGUGUGGGUGAAGUGGCCGGUUCAUCCUAGUGCUCCCGACCUGGCAGGCAACAAGAGGCAGUUUGGUUCUGUCUGCCACCAGGACCCCAGGGUGUGUGAUGAGCCUUCCUCUGAGGAUCCCCACGAGUGGCCAGAAGAUAUCACCAAGUGGCCGAUCUGCACCAAAAACAGCGCGGGGAACCACACUAACCACCCUCACAUGGACUGUGUCAUAACGGGCAGGCCCUGCUGCAUCGGCACCAAGGGCAGGUGUGAGAUCACCUCCCGGGAGUACUGUGACUUCAUGAAGGGCUACUUCCAUGAGGAGGCCACACUCUGCUCUCAGGUGCACUGCAUGGACGAUGUCUGUGGCCUCCUGCCUUUCCUCAAUCCCGAGGUGCCUGACCAGUUCUACCGCCUGUGGCUGUCCCUCUUCCUGCACGCUGGGAUCCUGCACUGUUUGGUGUCCGUCUGCUUCCAGAUGACGGUCCUGCGGGACCUGGAGAAGCUGGCAGGCUGGCACCGCAUAGCCAUCAUCUACCUGCUGAGCGGUGUCACGGGCAAUCUAGCCAGCGCCAUCUUUCUGCCGUACCGGGCAGAGGUAGGUCCGGCCGGCUCCCAGUUUGGUAUCCUGGCCUGUCUCUUUGUGGAGCUAUUCCAGAGCUGGCAGAUCCUGGCCCGACCCUGGCGUGCCUUCUUCAAGCUCCUGGCCGUGGUGCUCUUCCUCUUUGCCUUUGGGCUGCUGCCCUGGAUCGACAACUUCGCCCACAUCUCAGGUUUCGUCAGCGGCCUCUUCCUUUCCUUUGCCUUCCUGCCUUACAUCAGCUUUGGCAAGUUCGACCUGUACCGCAAGCGUUGCCAGAUCAUCAUCUUCCAGGCCGUCUUCCUGGGCCUGCUGGCCGGCCUGGUGGUCCUCUUCUAUUUCUACCCAGUGCGCUGUGAAUGGUGUGAGUUCCUCACCUGCAUCCCCUUCACAGACAAGUUCUGUGAGAAGUACGAGCUGGAUGCUCAGCUCCAUUGAACCAGCGGUGGACACCCCAGGCCACCCCGGCCUCCUGUGGCCGAACAGACGGGUGCUUCCUGAACACUGACCUCUCGUGCCUCGAGCUCCCGUUGAACCCUCACACUGCUGGACAUUAUCAUCCGAGUCCCCAUGAUAACCUUCUAACUACUCCCCCCACCCCCCUUGACAACCACCUCAGGUGGUCAAUAAAUGGACUGGGAGCGUUUUAGCUGCCACUAACGUGA
Molecule: messenger RNA, 3292 nt
Organism: Rattus norvegicus (Norway rat)
Lineage: Eukaryota; Metazoa; Chordata; Mammalia; Rodentia; Muridae
Source: RefSeq, a predicted model, not a curated record